Molecule: messenger RNA, 1065 nt
Organism: Kluyveromyces lactis
Lineage: Eukaryota; Fungi; Ascomycota; Saccharomycetes; Saccharomycetales; Saccharomycetaceae
Gene: MFT1
Product: Mft1p
Exons: 1
Coding region: 1-1065 (354 amino acids)
Biological process (GO): mRNA processing
Cellular component (GO): THO complex part of transcription export complex
Source: RefSeq, a predicted model, not a curated record
AUGACAACUCAAGAGGAGGCAAUUGAAAGGAGACUCUCAUUAUAUUCCUUCAACAAGGUUUUCCCAAACUAUUUAUCACAUCUACAACAGAUCCAAUCGUUGGUUCAUCGAUUAUUGAACCAGAAGUUGACCGAGAACGACAAGCUAAGCGUAGAAGAGAUAAGAAAAUUGAGAGAAGUAUUAGAUGACAAAUACCUUGAAGCCAAGAAUUUUGUGGAAACAGAAAGAUCUAGUUACAAUGCAUUGGAUAUCAGUUUAGAACGUACUGUUGAUAAUAUCAAAAACGGCCUUGACGGACAAUUGUCAGUAGUACGAAACCUAAGAGAUGAGUUGAAUGAGAGAAAUGAUAGACUUAAUCAAAUGCAUUUGGAUAUCACGGCUUUUAAUGAGGAGUCUGUGAAUCUGAAUACCCAACCUACCAUCAUGAGGUAUACCAAGGAAGAAUGGAUUAAUAUUUUGAAUGAGCCUAAAGCGUUCGAUAAGCUACUGGAGCAUAGGGUAUUUAAAAAUGUUGGAGACGGUUUAUAUUCCGUUACGGAAGAACUAUUUGACGGGGAACUGGAGUUGAAACGUAUGAAUGAAAUAAUGAAGAAAGAUAUUGAGAGGCUAAAUAUCGACCUUGAUGAAUAUAAACAAAAAUGGCUAGACAGCUUCGAAGUUAUGUCGAAGAUUGGUUCAGUAUUAAAGGUCAAGCUCAAUGAGAGAAGACAUGGAUCAGAGGACAAUGAUGAAUAUUACGAAGAAGAAGAAGAAGCAGAUAUUGAACGCGUUAAGCACGAUGGAUCUUUCCACAGUGAGGAAGAGUCUUCAUUUAACACCGAUGAAGAGAAUGAGAUAUAUGAAAUAGUACAGGAUGAAAACAACGAAGAAGAAGUAUCUGAAGUGGAAGAAGCAGAAGUUAAGAGUGAGAAUGCUAGCGUAGAGCCUACCGUACCUGAUGACGAUGAACAAAUGGUGGAACCUGCAGAUGUUGCAGACGCAGAAGCCAAAGCCGAAGCAGACCCGGUAUCAGAGGAAGACCAGGAUAUGGAAAAUAUUCCUGAGAUAAACGGUGAUGACAGCUGA